This is a messenger RNA of Emiliania huxleyi CCMP1516, 3315 nucleotides long. RefSeq names its product glycosyltransferase, family 47. Gene Ontology annotation, molecular function: glycosyltransferase activity; DNA-binding transcription factor activity, RNA polymerase II-specific; DNA binding. Gene Ontology annotation, biological process: regulation of DNA-templated transcription. Bases 127 to 3315 code for a protein of 1062 amino acids. Lineage: Eukaryota; Haptophyta; Isochrysidales; Noelaerhabdaceae. The record is from RefSeq and is a predicted model, not a curated record. The transcript is spliced from 6 exons.
GGCCGCUGGGCUCCCUUCCUCUCGGACGGCGUGCGCGGGUACUGCUCGGCGGAGCUCAACGCGACCUCCGUCUUCGAGGCGGCGGCGGGCGCGAAGCGAGGCGGCGGGCGGCGGCGGCGGAAGUGGAUGCUCACGUCGGCCGACGCGGCGGGCGGGCCCGCCCUGCGCUGCGACGAGGGCGCUCACGGCCCCGCGUGCCCCGAGGGCCGGCGCGGCCCGUUUUGCGAGGUGCCAAAGCCUGCCUUCUGCCUGCGCGACUGCCGCGGCCGAGGGCGCUGCGACGCUGGCUUCUGCUGGUGUGAGCCAGGGUGGUUUGGUAUCGACUGCUCCCUCUCGCUGCAGCCGCCGUCGCUGCACGAGCAGCCGCACGAGCAGCAGCAGCCGCCGCCGCCGCCGCCGCCGCCGCCGCCGCCGCUUCCGCUUCGCUCCGAGGCUGCGUCGUCGGCGAGGCCGCUGCCUCGUCUGGCGCCGCUGCGGCAGGAAGAGCAGGGCAUGCCGUCUGCGGCGGCGGGGUCGCCGCUGCGGGUCUACGUGUACGAGAUGCCGUCCGAGUUCACGACGGCGCUGCUGCAGUACCGGGGGGUUCACUCCGCGCCGCACCGCGAGACCAACGUCUACGGCGCCUCGCAGCUGGUGCAGGGCUCCCUCUAUGCGAUGGAGACUGCGCUGCACGAGUGGCUGCUCGACUCGCGGCUCCGCACGGCCGACACAGCGCAGGCGCACCUCUUCUUCGUCCCUGUGUAUGUCUCCUCCCUCUACCUCUGGCCAAUACACGGAGCAUCGACGGCGCCGCUCUACGGAGGGCGCCGCCACCGCGGAGCCACCCGCGUCCAGCAGGCGACGCUGAUGCUGCGCGCCGCCGCGGAGUACGUGCGGAGCGCGCUGCCGUUUUGGAACGCGAGCGGCGGCGCGGACCACGUCUGGAUGCUGCUGCAUGACGAGGCUGAGGUGCGGACAUGUCGCGGACAUGUCGUGGACAUGUCCCUGCAGGUCUGGAUGCUGCUGCAUGACGAGGCGCCGUGCUUCGCUCCUCGCGAGCUGCGCCCCUCGCUCCUCCUCACCCACUACGGCUACGACGCGCGGCGGCCUCUCUCGUGGAGCAGCUACGCCGACGACGACUGGCUGCGCUCGCCCGCCUUCUACGAGGAGCACGUCGGCCCGCUCGCCGGCCCGCGGGAGGGAAAACGGGAGGGCCGGCCAGCCGGCGGGCGGCCGAGAGGCGGCGCCGCGUGCUUCGAGCGCGGCAAAGACUUGGUGCUGCCUCCGUGGAAGCCGCCCUCCUUCUGGCGCGCGCCGCUCUCCGACCUUGGUCUCGCCGCGCCGGGCCGGCGCCGCGGCACCUACCUCUUCUUUGCGGGCGAGCUGGGCGCCAAGCGGCUGCCCGGGUACUCGCACGACUUGCGCCAGCGGGCGGAGGCGCUGUUCUGCGACCCGCGCGAGCCGCGGCCGCGGCGCGACUGCCUCGAGCACGCGGCCGGCUGCCGGUCCGACCUCGCCCCAAACUGCUCGCUCUGGCGGCCGGGCGUGCGGGUCGUGCCGCACGUGGUGCACGGCUGCGUGCCCGUCAUAGUGCAGGACGAGAGCGCCAUGUUCUUCGAGGGCGCCUUCUCGCUCGCCGGCGCGCCCGAGCUCGAGUACUCCUCCUUCUCCCUCCGGCUGCCAGAGGCGGAGCUGCCCCGCGUGCUGGAGGCGCUCGACGCCGUCGCCGCGCCGCGGCUGCGCGCGAUGCAAGCGGCGGCGCUGCGCGUGCGCGACUACUUUGUGUACAAGGACGUCUACGCGCCGUACCGCUACGAGCGCAAGGCGCUGCUCGCCACCGGCCGGCCGCGCCAAGACGGCUUCCUCCUGCUCGCCCUCGCGCUCGAGGCGCGCGCGCGGCAGCUCGGCAAGCUGCCGCCGCAGACGGAGGAGGGGAGGCGGCGCAACCGCGCGCUGCUCGAGCUUGAUGGCGGCGCUUUAGGCGAGUGGCAGUCGCCGCCGACUCCGCAGCCGCCGCCGCAGCCGCCGCCGCAGCCGCUGAGGCCGCAGCCGCAGCAUCCGCCGCCGCUCGCACCUCUGCCGGCCGCGGCACCAGGCCUGAUGGUCACCGCCGCCAAUGCUGACAAGUCCAUGAGAUGGAUCGUCGCGCCCGCCGCGCUGGCGGUGCUGGAGCAAGUCUUCUCCAUGGAGCGCUUCCCGACGCGCCAGCUCCGCGCCAGCCUCGCCGCCGAUCUCGCCGUCAACCCGCGGCAGGUCCAAGUGUGGUUCCAAAACCGCCGCCAAAAGCUGAAGAAGGAGGAGUCCCGCGCGGCCGUAGCGAUGUCCUUGCCGCCGGCAACCUUGGGUGUUGUGGGGGAGCGGGAGGGCGGGCCGUGGCAGUUUGUGCAGCGCGCCUCGCCCUCGGCCCCGAUGCUUUCGGCCGUGCCCGAUGCCAGCUCCACCACGCUCGCAGCGGGGCCACAGCAGGCGGCGAUUACUGCUCUCAUCGAACGCGCCCGCACCAUCGGCGCACGCCUCACCGCGCCGAGUCUGAACUCCUCCCCGCUGCCGAUGGCGAUGGCGAUGCCCCCGAAGACACUGGCGGUGCCGAUGGCGAUGGCGCCGCAGCCGCGGGCUCGCAACCUCGCUCCAGAGGCGGAUGGGGGGGACACAGGCCUGCUGAUGCUCCUGGCCGCCGCCGGCAUGCACUCCGCGCCGCCAUCACCGCCUCAAGACUGCGGCGGCAGGAGCAGCGUAGUAGUUGAGGCGAUGCCUCUUGCUCUCGCUGCUGUGGCUGAGAAGCCCAUGGCGGCCAUCUCGGGUGGCUUGCUCUUUGGCGCGGUCGGCGCCGCCGGAGUGGCUUUGUCCUCGCUGCAAAGCGAGACAUUGCCGAUCCUUCCCAUCUUCUUUGGCUGUGUGUGCCUUUGCUUGGCCGCCUUCUCCGUGUCCAACGCCUUGCUCGCCGGAGACAAGUUUGUGCGCGCAUGGGCGCUCGUUAUCCCGCUUCACCCACUUCUGCUGUCGGCGCCCUUGUCGCUCGCCCACCCGGACUUGCUCCGAGCUAUCUUGCUCGGCGAUCGCUUGCCCGGGAUUCCCGGGACCGUCUUAGUCGUGGCAAUCGGGGCGGUGACGGCCACCAUGCCGCGACCGUUUCGCUGGAAAUGCGCCGUGAUAGGCGGUUUCCUUCUGACGACGGCCAGCAAUUUCGUUGUGGUCACGUACCUACUCGACGAGCGGCUCUCCUACCUAUGCACCUGGAUUCUCAGCGCCCACCCCCCGGCUGUUGCCAGCUUCGCCGUCGCUCUCCUUGGGCAGUACAUCAUGGUGCGUUCUGCCCCCAAGCCACCCUUCGCGUGA